AUGGCAGGCAGACCCAUCAUUGCGAUUGUCGGCCCCACAGGCGUUGGGAAGACGAAGCUUGGAAUUUCACUCGCCAAAGCCAUGAACGGCGAGGUCAUCUCCGUGGAUAGUCUGCAAACAUAUCGACAUGGAGGUAUUAUGACGGCAAAGCCUACUAUCCAGGAAAUGGACGGCGUCAAGCACCAUCUGAUAGACUAUCUACAGCCCGACCAAGAACCAACCGCCUUUGUCGACCUUGCUAUUUCAAUCAUCCAGCAAAUCCAGGACAGCGGCAGGACCCCUCUACUGGUCGGUGGAUCCAUCUCGUUGACGGAGCCCCUCCUCUCGCACCCCUUCAUCCAACGCAGCAAUCUAUCGGUCAUCUUUCUUGAUUCUGACAUGUCACUUUUGAAACCUCGGCUAGACAAACGGGUAGAUCAGAUGGUGGAGGAAGGUCUCAUCGAAGAAGUACGCGAACUUUACGAACUGGAACAGAGCAUGCUGGGCUGCCCAGACUUCUCAAGAGGUGUCUGGAAAGCGAUCGGAUACCCGGAAUUACGACCAGCCGUUGCGGGGUGCAAUGAAGGCAGUAACCAGACUUAUGUCAAGAACGGAAUAGCGGAGAUGAAGAAACACACGUCUUCGUAUGCGCAAGAUCAGAUCAACAGGAUACGGUGUAGGCUUAUACCAGCAGUUUAUGUGUGGGACAUCAAUUUCAUGGUCCUCUUUGUAAAGGACGAGAUGACGUUCGAGAAACGAGUUAUCCAGCCUUCCAUCUCAGCGUGCCGUGGCUGGCUGUCUGAGGACACAAAAGGACGAGUGACGAUCGAGAAUACAACGCGCUCCUGGCGAAGCGAGACCGGACUCUGUAGUCAGACUGUGUGA
Alternaria postmessia is the source of this 864-nucleotide messenger RNA. RefSeq lists its product as uncharacterized. The coding region runs from base 1 to 864 and encodes 287 amino acids. Gene Ontology annotation, molecular function: tRNA dimethylallyltransferase activity. Gene Ontology annotation, biological process: tRNA modification. Lineage: Eukaryota; Fungi; Ascomycota; Dothideomycetes; Pleosporales; Pleosporaceae. The record is from RefSeq and is a predicted model, not a curated record. The transcript has a single exon. Gene Ontology annotation, cellular component: mitochondrion.